AUGUCGGCACAAGCAUACAGGUCCACUAGAUCCACCACCCACGAGGACCUCUCGUUUGAGGAUGUUGUCAUGACCGGGUUGGCGCCCGAUGGAGGUCUCUACUUGCCGUCGGCGAUACCCAAGUUGCCCCCCAGCUUCAUCACCAAAUGGAAGGACUUGUCGUUCAACGAGUUGGCUUUUCAAAUCAUGAGGUUGUACAUAAACGAAGCGGAAAUCAAUGACUCAGACCUAAAGGAUUUGGUUGCUAGGUCGUACUCCACAUUCAGGGCAAAAGAAGUCACCCCCUUGAGGCAGUUGGACGAAAACCUCUACCUUUUGGAGUUGUUUCACGGCCCAACGUACGCCUUCAAAGACGUGGCGCUUCAGUUUGUCGGCAACUUGUUUGAAUAUUUUUUAGUGAGACGCAACAGUGCUAAAGCCAAAGGGGAACCAAGAGACAUUGUCACUGUGGUUGGCGCAACAUCAGGAGACACUGGCUCGGCAGCCAUCUACGGAUUGAGAGGCAAAAAGGACGUUUCGGUGUUCAUUUUGUACCCCACGGGCAGAAUCAGUCCCAUCCAGGAAGAACAAAUGACCACUGUGGAGGACUCCAACGUGCACACUCUUUCAGUCAACGGCACAUUUGACGAUUGUCAAGACAUUGUCAAGCUGAUCUUUGGCGAUAGGGAGUUCAACGACAAGUACCACGUGGGUGCGGUCAACUCCAUCAACUGGGCGAGAAUCUUGGCUCAGCAGACGUACUACUUUUAUGCGUACUUUCAGUUGCAGAAGCUAGCACCAAGCAGCAAGGUGAGAUUUGUGGUUCCCUCUGGUAACUUUGGAGACAUCUUGGCAGGGUACUAUGCCUAUAGGAUGGGCUUGCCCGUGGACAAAUUGGUCAUUGCCACCAACGAGAAUGACAUCUUGGACAGGUUCAUGAAGUCGGGGGAGUAUGCCAAGCAGCAGGGUGUCGGGGUCAAGGCCACCUACUCCCCAGCAAUGGACAUUUUGAUCUCCUCCAAUUUUGAAAGGUUGUUGUGGUACUUGAUCAGGGACAACUUGACUGGUGGAGACGACGCAAAAGCCGGCACCGUGUUGAACCAGUGGAUGACAGAGCUAAAAACAAAGGGUAGCUUCACCGCGCCAAGUGCGGUGGUUGACCGUGCCAGGCUGAUUUUCGACUCGGACAGGGUCUCCAACAAUGACACCAUCGCAGCCAUCAAAAGGGUGUACUCCGAAAGCCCUGAAAAGUACGUGAUUGACCCACACACGGCCAUCGGAGUGGAAACGGCGUACCGGUUCCUUGCAAAAGAGCCGGCGCAGUACAUUUCGCUUUCCACAGCCCACCCUGCCAAGUUCUCGGAGGUGGUGAACAAAGCGUUGGAGUCGUUUGAGGGCUACUCGUUUGAAAAAGACGUGUUGCCCGCAGAGUUGAAGGCGUUGAGCAGCAAGGAAAAGAGGUUGAAAUUGAUUGACGAGCCUAGUGUGGAGAAAGUGAAGCAGGCUAUUAGAGAUGAGUUGAAGUUUUAG
Lodderomyces beijingensis is the source of this 1509-nucleotide messenger RNA. NCBI's taxonomy places the organism in Eukaryota, Fungi, Ascomycota, Pichiomycetes, Serinales, Debaryomycetaceae. The record is from the annotation of a GenBank genome assembly.